Caenorhabditis auriculariae is the source of this 23660-nucleotide messenger RNA. The record is from the annotation of a GenBank genome assembly. NCBI's taxonomy places the organism in Eukaryota, Metazoa, Nematoda, Chromadorea, Rhabditida, Rhabditidae.
AUGAUGAUGAUGAUGCAUUUGUGUCGGCCGACGACGACGAUUCAUUAUUCGCGCAAGGAAAUUUCGAAAAUUCUUCCUCCCGAGUUUUACCGGAAACGUGGCCGUGGAAGGACAGCCCCACAAAGUAGACGAAAAAUUUCCGUCGACAUUUGGCGCCGGCGGCUCCCCAAAAUCAACGCUAACGAAUCGGCCCCCAGGAAGAGCCACUCGACGGCUUCUCCGCUUGGAAAAAAAAAAAGAAAUAUGAAACAGCACAAAAAUGGGGAAGAAAAAAGGUUUUUGGAUGAUUUUGCAAUGGUUCCAGAACAUGUCAAGGACCAAUUUUCACAGAAUAAAUAGGAAAAAACUAGCCGACAAAUGAGCCUGAUCUGUGGAAUAUGCGCCCUACUGGCAAAACUUAUGAAUUUUAAAGGAGAUUACCUGGAAAAAGUACUGAAAGAAAAGGAGAGUCCCUGGAAAAAACGUUUUAAAAAGACUUCACACAGUAACCUGAAAAAUCAGCCAAAUAAAUGUUGCCUUGAACAUUUCUGAGGAACAUGCGCUCUACGGGCAAAAACUCAUAAAUUUAAAAACUGAAAAAUAAAUGAGAGUCCCUAGAAAAAAACGUUUUUAAAAAGGAAUUUUUUUCUCACCCAGUUAUAUGAAAAAAAUCAACCAAAUAAAUGUUACCCUGAAUAUUUCUGAGGAGAUUUUCAAGAAAAAUGAAAGAACAGAAGAGGGUGUAGGGAAAAACUCACUUAAAUACAGUUUUUGAAAAAAAUUAAAAUGGCCCAUAAAUAGCUAAUAGGAAAAAAAGAAAUUUCAACUUGAAAGAUUAAAUUUGUUUUUUUAUUUGGUCUUCAAAAAAAUGUAUGAAAAAAAGACCAUUUUGAACACAGAAAUUAGAAAAAAUAGAGUUUGAAAAAUUCUGAGGAAUGUGCGCUCCACUGACAAAAUUUAAAAAAAUGUAGAAUAUGAAAAAAAGUGAUAAAAUGGAAAUUAUGAUAAUUGAUAGGGUUGAAGGUUUCAGCGAGAAGUUUGGACUUUCUCUUUGAAAUUUUUUUUUGAAAACAGCCGAAAAAGACUCAAGAAAGUGCGCUCUGUUGAUAAAGUUCUCACUUUAGUGUUUCUCCCCCGAAGUGAAGAUCUUUUCUGAUUGUAAAUGAAAAACUAUUGAAUUUUUUUGAGCAAAAAAAUCGAAAAAUUCAGUGGAAUGUGUUUCGAAGCAAAAAAAAGGAAUUUUCUGAUGUUUUUUUUUUCGUUUUGUAUAGGGAAACCCUGUAUUUUAGAGCGGUUUUCGAAAUUCUCUAGUCUUAUUUUUUUUAACUUAUUAUUAUAUUUUACAUCGAUGGUCAUGAAAAGUGAAGUUUUAUUUUUCAAUUCAAAUUCUCAUUUUCCCGCCGUUCCCAAUGAUGCACUAUCCACCUCAAAUUGAGAGAUUCCGGCCGCCUUUUUUCUCAAUCUUUGCCCCCAAAUGGCGUGUCGAGAACGUGAAAUAAUGAGCCAUUGGUGAAAGAGAUUUUUUUUUCUCUCUUCGGGGUCCAUUUUGCGACCAAUUGUUUUCCGUCGUUUUCCCAUCAAAAUGAGACCGCCUCUUAACAAGAAGGAAUGGAAAUUCAAAUGAAAUGAGUCGAAACAAUGUUUUUUCUAUACAGAAAACAAUUUCUGAUAAGAAAAUAAGUUUUAAAAAAUUUUUUAAAUCGCCUUUAUAUGGUUGAAAAAUGAUAGUUCCUACAAGGAGGUCAAUUUACUUUAUUUUUUGUAAUUCUCCGAAAUUUGGUCAGAAUACUCCUGGAUGUACCAGAAAAAGAUGCUAAAAGUCCAAACCUGCCCAACUUCCUAGUUUUUGAGAAAGGACUCCUCAAAGCCAAAAAAUCCCUCGAAUUCCGUUAAAAUGGGCUAUUUUUGGGCAUUGACCUGGGAUUUCAUUUAUUUUUGCGGUUGGGAAUUUUUCGAAACUUGGCCAGAACACUCCUUGUUGUACCAGAAAAGUACCCUGAAAGUCCCAACCUGCCCAACUUCCUAAGUUUCAUGAAAGGGUUCCAAAAGUCAAAAAAUCCCUCAAAUUCCGUAAAAAUGGGCUUUUUUUUGGGCUUUGAGCCCUCAUUUCUCGAAAACUAGGAAGUUUUACAGGUUGAAACUUAUAGAUUAUUCUUUCUGGUACCUCAGAGAAGAUUCUGAACAUUUUUCAAAAAAUCCCAACCGCAAAGUGUCCUUACCUCCCUUGUGAGGAGCUUGAAAUGUCUCACCCUUUUUUCAUACUCGAAACUUGAACCAAUUAGCGAAAGUCAACAAAAAAGAGGAAAAAAAGACGCGUCAUUCCUUUGAAAGUACACUUUCGCCUGAAACUGACACCGAGUCCAACGUCAUUUUCAGAAAUCCACGGCAAAAAAAAAGUUUUUAGAAAACUUAGACAAGUUUUAAAGCUUCAAGUGAGUCACAGAAUCAACAUUUAAACGAAUAAUAAUUUUUUAAAGGUGUUACGGUAGGUAUGGUAAGUUUGUGAAGCGGUCGCGUCGCGUUUUUUUGGCGCCAAUUUGAAUAUUUUUUUCCAGUUUUGGAGAUUAUUUUCGUGGGAAUUUAAUUUAAUGUAAUAAAAAAAUAUCUUUAAAAAAAUGUUAUAAAAAAAUAUCUUUAAAAAAAUUAUUUUACAUUAGCUAACGAAUUUUAUUAAAGAGAAACAUGCGAAAAAAAUCCGAAAUUCGAGAAUUUGGAUUGGCGCCAAAAAAACGCAACGCGACCGCUCCGCGCAUAAAAUAUGAAUAUCGCACUUUGCCGUUUCAAGACGGAAAAAAAUGAGGAAUUUGAAAAAGAAAAAAAUGCACUCUCAGAGGAAUAAAAUGCCCAAAAAGAAUGUAAAAUUUUAAGAAAAAUCUUAAAAAAAUUCGAAAGAUUUAAAAAAAUUGAUCAAUGAAACCGAAUAUAUUUUUCUUAAUUUUUUUCAGGUUCCUCAAAGACUUCCCCGCGGCGCAGACGCACUACUGCGAGAAGUUCACUUCUGAUCCGGCCAGAUGGAAUCUUUAUCCGAAUCUCAACUACUCGGCCUUAUUUUUCGCCAUCGUCAACCUUCUGGACGUCUUCCCGCUCAUCACCUCUUCACCUCAACGUAAAUGAAGGAAAUUAUAGUCUGCCACGACUUAAAAUUUCACCGAACGACAUUCCGCUGUUCCGCUGCGUGCGGUCGCGAGGCGUAUUUCGAAUUUAGGUCACGCUUUCAAUGGAUUAUUGUUGCUGUGGGAGCACAUGAAAGUAGAGUACCAUUAUAAAAGAAAAAAAAAUUAAAAGCGCGACUAUGGUUCGCAAAGGCGCGUAGCGGAACAGCGGAAUGUCGUUUGGUAAAAUUUUAAUUCGUGGCACACAGACUAUAUUUGAAAAAAGACGGAAUGAGUCGCGCGACGCGUGUGCGCUGCGGUUUUUUAAUCUUUCUGAGAUUUUUCUGUUUAUAUUAUUUCGAAUCUUUAUAUUGUAGUGUCAGUCGAUUGACUUGCAGAAGAAAAAAACAUUUUCUUAAAAAUUCAAGCUUGAAAUACAAAAAAAUGUUUUUUUAUAGGGUUGAAUAAUUCACCUGACCGCUACGCAGACGCGCCGCAUGAGCCACUCUCAAAAAUUUUCGAUUUUUUUGGAUCACUGGAAAUGUUUCUUCUUCACAGUCAUGAUAAAAAUUCUCUUGCUUUUUUCUAUGACCUCUAGUGAGGGAAAAGAGAGCGCAGACAGGUCAGACUGUUUCGAGUCGAGGCGAAUAGAUUAUACUCAAAUUUUUUUUAAUUGUAAUUUUUUUUCUGCUUAAUCGUUCUAAUAGCUAGAAAGUAGGACAAAAAAGAAGAAUUUCUGAAUUUUGAAGCGAUCGGCGAAGCGAUCCUGGACACGAUCAAAGCGUUGAUGAUCUUCUUGGAACGCGACUCCUUGGAGCAGUUGCCCCUGCUUCUGGCCAGUCAACUCGGAGUGUUUCCCCAUGAGCUGGAUAAGCAGGUGAAGUCUGAGACGGGUCUGCCCGGGGCGAGAAACGGUCAAAAGAGCCAUUUUUCUCCGUUUUUCAUCAGAUGGUUUUUCACUCAGUUUCUGAAUUUUUCACAUUCGGGCCGCCCCGGUACAACUUUUUCAAGUCGCGGGCCGACCCGGGGCCUCCCCUUUUAUCAAUUUUCCAGCUUUUUUUUGGCCUUUUAUCCACGUUCUCAAAAACGCUAUAGUGGUCCCUAGGGGUCCUUGAAAGUUUCACUCUAGGAACCUCCCUACCCCCCUGUAGGGUCUAAAGCUCGCAGAAGGAACCGCUCUAGGGGUUUUUCUCUAAUAGGCACUCUAGGGAGUAGGCUGAUGGCUCCUACACCUUUUUUUAAUUAAAAAGGAAAAAAAGGACAAGACAUUAUAAAAAUCACUGUAGGGACCACUCAAGCUUUAGGGGGUCAGACUUUGAAAUCUUUUAGGGACCGCCUAAGCCCUCUAGGGAGCACUCAUUUCUCAAUUUUGGAAACUGUUUUUUUUUUCCUACUGGGAAAAUUUUUAGUGGCCACUAUAGGGUUUUGACGUUUUAGUGACCAGCAUAGUAGUCAAAUUAGUGGCCACUCAAGGUGUUAAAAUUUACUGGCCAUUAUAGAGGUCUAAGUACUCUUACUAGACCACUAAAAAUUUUGGCGGCCACUUUAGGGAUCAAUGGAUCAACAUAACUGGUCCAAUCUGUUUGUUUAAAAAUUACCAGAGUUACUGGAAGGAAUACUGGAUAAAAAAUACUGAAGUGGCCACUAAAAAGGAAAAUAGUGGCCAUUAUGGAGGUGGGUUUAGUGGCCACUUUAGUGUCCUCUCCAAGUAGCCCUUGGCGAGCCUCUAUAGUGGCCACUAACAAUUUUCCCAGUAAGCCCUUUAGGGAUCCCUCUGGAGUUUCCAAUUCAAUGAGUUAUAACAGUAAGGUUGGUUGAGAAGUUAAUGUGAAAAAUUCAAUGCUGUGAUAAGGUUUUUUUCAAUGAAAUUACUUAAAAGUUUGUGAUUGGAAAUAAAUUUAUAAAUGAAAAAUAUUAUAACGCGCAAAAAAAAGAUUGACCUUCCUCGUUGAAAAUUUAAAAGAAAAAUUGUCUGUUUACACUAUUUCUCCCUUAAAAUUAUCAAUAACUAUACUUCUUUACAGAUUGUCCAUUUGCUGGCCGACUGUGUCUUCCCAUUCUCGAUCAACGACGACACCCUCGUCAAAUUGUCGGUCCCAGGCGUUCUGAUGCUCAUUCUGCAGCAGACCAACGAUCCCAGUUCGUUCAAAGGGAGAGGAAAUCAAAAAUUCCACAUUUUCCAGGUCUCCACACCUGGAUCAUCGAAGGGGCCAUGAAUUGCUCGAAUAACGUCCACGACGACCUGAUGCAGGUGCCUUGGGAAGAUCGAUAUGAGAAAAAUAUGUUGGAGAAUAUCACAGGCACUAUGGGGGGGUAAAGAAGUGGUCCCUAGAGGGGUGAAGAUCAAGUGGUCCCUGUAGUGAGUUAGGGUCUGACCGCUAAGCUUUGAUAGCUUAAGUGGCCCCUCUAGUGAUCCCUAGAGAUGAUCCUAGAAGUGAACCCUAGAGGGGUGAAGUUCAAGUGGUCCUUGUAGUGAUUUAGGGUCUGACCGUUAAGCCCUCUAUAGCUUAAGUGGCCACUCUAGUGAUCCCUAGAAGUGGUCUCUAGAGGCGUAUUAAGUUUAAGUGGUCCCUAUAGUGAUUUAGGGUCUGACCGUUAAGCCCUCGAUACCUCAAGUGGCACCUCUAGUGAACCCUAGAGGUGAUUUCUAGAAGUGAUCUCUAGAGAGGUGAAAUUUGAGUGAUCCCUGUAGUGAUUUAGGUCCCGAUAGCUCUAGUGGCCCCUCUAGGGACCUUUGGACUUACUGUGUCCUCCAGCAGUGCUAUUAAAAAAAUCAUCAGGCUUUGAAUCGGCAAAAAUGACCCAAAACGUCACCUUGAAGUUGAUUAAAGGUGCGCCAGACUUCUAGCUACUUACGCGUUAACGCGAGCUUGUAAGCCCCAAGACGGCUGAAGGCUCGGUUCAACCGCAACGCGACCGCGACGCAUGCUUUACCACGAAACAGAGCAUUUUUUCAAGGCUUUUCGUUCAGGUGAUCGCAAAAGGUACCUGCGAAUCGCGUGUGGCCGCUGCGAAUCUCCUUUUCCACUAUUGGCCUUUCCCAAAUCCGCACGUUCUUCAUCGGAAGACUAUCCAAUACCGUGUUCAUGGUAAUAUUUUCUUGAUAAUUUUAAAAAUGCUCAAAGGUGCAUAGACAGCCUUAACAAAGGUCUUAACGCGAAGAGCGUUUCUUAGACAUCUGCGACUUUAAAUUUUCAAACGAGCAUAGAUACUUUUAUAACUGUUUAAAGGAGCAUAGGUAACCCUAAUGAAGGUCUUGAAGCGACGAGCCGUUUUUUGCCAUCUGCGCCUUUAAAAUUUUGAGAAGCAUUGAAAAUUUCAGAAUGGUCUCGAAGGGAAGAGUCGUUUUUAGACAUCUGCGCCAUUAAAAUUUUUAAAGGAGCAUGGAAAAUUUUAUGAAGGUCUCGAAACGAAGAGCCGUUUUUAGACAGCUGCGCCUUUAAACAACUUCUAGAGAUGCUUAAAAUCAAGAUUUUCUUCAUAAAUUAUUGAUUUUUAGCUUGGCACAACAUCGCCUGCCAAUCGACUGGCUGUACCGACAAGGCUCAUAGGUAUUUUUGUUUUUCAUUUUUCGAUCAUUUGGUCUCAAAGAGGAAAUGAACAUUCCGUUGUGAUUUAGUUACGCUUUUAGGAAAAAAGUCCCAUUAAAGGAGCUAGGGUUCUUUUUUUUUCGUAAUGCCGUAUUUCAGCACAUGUGGCGGCCACGUGUUUGUUUUCCAAAGAAAAACUUUUUUUUUCCUUUUUGUAAAGAUUUCUGGAACUGGAAUGUUAUACGAUAGAUGUGAAUUUAGGACUUGAAAGUUGAUCUUAAGAAAAAAAAAAGAUAUCAAAACGAAAGUAGAUUAAACUUGACAGCAUCUGCGCUCCAUGGACAAUUUUUUUCAAAGGGCAUUUUUUUCAAGCUUUUUUUUAGGACUUAAUUUUUGAAAUGAUGUUCCUACAAAAAGUUUAAAAAAAGUCGAAAAAUUUUAUUUUUAAAACUGUAUUUUGCGAAAAAAAAAGCUGGAUUUUGUCGAAAAAAAUCACAAAAAAAACUAGGUUUUUUCUUGAAUUUUUCAGCGUUUUGUUCAGUGUUUCAGUGGCUCAUGCGUUAUCGUGUAUUUAAUUCAAUUGUUUCGUUGAAGUUAUAUCGAGAAAUAAAUGAAGGAAACUUUUGAGGAAAAAAAGCAAGAAGGAAUGAAAACUGUCGUCAGGUUCGAUGUUUUUGCCGUAGUGAACUGGAAACAUAAGAAUUUACGCGCAUAACACUUGUAAUUUUUGAAUGAAUUCGGAGAUGGACUUUUUAAUCAGUUUCAUUUUUUUCUUAUUCAAAUUUUCAAAAUUUUCCGGGUUUUAUCAACAAGUGUGCCCGUGUUUUUUUGAGGAUUGAAAAAAAUAUUUUGAAAAAAAUAAAAUAAUAAUAAUUUAUUUCUAAAUUGUAAUACUGAUGCUUCCAAUUUCAAAAUUUCACCUUUAAACAAUUUUUUCCCACAGUUUUGGCACUAUAUCUUUAAAAUUUUCACUUUUUAAAAGAUUAAUUUGAAUCCGGAAACUCAUACAAAAGAUGAUUUUGACAGCGUGAAACGUUGCUACGAUCCGGUGAUCUGCGCCGACGUUGCCGACUCGUCUCCGCCCAUUUUCCUGUGCCGCAAGUGCGCCGACCAAGUGAUGGGCGAGAGGAAAGUCGUCACCCAAAAUAUUGCGCAGCCGAUGCCGUCCAGCAGUACCACUUGUCAGAGACAGGUGAAUUUUUGGGGGGAAUAUUUUUUUGAGAAUAUUUCGAGAAAAAAACAGAAAAAAAUUAUGCACAGAGCCAUCAGAGAAAAAAAUUUUUUUCAGAAAAAAAUCGUAGGGAAAAAGCUUGAAAAUAUCAAAGUUUAGUUAUUUUACUGUUUCAAAAUAUUUUUUUAAUUUUAUUUUGUUUCAAAAAUAUCUUUGAUUGUCCGAAGAAUUUUCAAAACAGAUUUAGAAAAAAAUAAGAUUUGUUAUAAAGUUAAGGCUGAAAUUUCAAUUUAUGUUAUUUUUUUCAGCGCAGAAAAAAAUUUUUUUCAAAAAAACAAAUCAAUCAUAUUCAUUUUUUUAAAAAGCUCCAAAAAAGCUUGGAAACCCCUGUUCCGACUUGGUUUGCAAUUUUAAAUCGGUCCAAAAAAAUCGGGCCUAACAAUUAGCUGCAGUUGUGCACGAGAGCCGGAAACAAGAGUGUUCGAGCAGAAAAAAAGAUUGAGUGGGUGGAAAAAUCUGGAGAAUUUUUUUGAGGGAUCGGAAAUUUGAGAAAAAGGUUUAUAAAAAAAUUUAAAAAUAAAAACAAGUUUCAGUUGGAAAUAGCGUUCGAUUCUGUAUUUUAAUAACAUUUUUUUCGAUUUUUUUGACAUGAUUUACGUGAUAACUUUUCCGUGGGAUUCAGUAAUUCAAGCUCGAAAAAUUCGAAUUUUAGGCCGAGAAGCGAGAGUUUUCUUCAGUUUUUUUCUACUCACGGCUUGAUUUAGAGAAAGUUUAAGUAAUUCGUCUGAAUUCUGAAGUUUUUAAAAAAAUCAAUUUUUUUAGGCGAAAAAUGCAUAUUUUUUUGUUAGAAAUUUAUUAAUUUUAUGUUUUUUUGAAGGCCUAUAAAAAUUCCCUAAAUCAUCAAGGUUUUUGAAAUGUAGAAUAAGUUUUGAAAACAUAUUUCUUUCGAGGCUGUGGUUUUUUUUAAUAUUCCGCUGAUCAUCAAAGUUUUUUGAAUUCAAAAAUUCGAGUUUUUGACUGGAUUUUUUCAAAAAUAAGAUUUCAUGAGUUUUUUUAGAGAUGGAUUUAUGAAAUUUCUAACUAAUGUUCUUUUUAGGACUGUCAAUCCCAAUCGAGACUUCCCGUGGCGAUCUGUUGCUCUCACGAAUGUACACGCCUUCAUAAUCAUGUCCCUGUGAGAAUGUGUGCGGUAAGAAUCUUUCAUUUGUCCUCACCAGUUUGAAGUUUGAAGAUCUUUGAAGACUGUAUUUCAGUACUACCUUCCGGAGGUUGAAAUUAGGUUGCAUGGUAAGACUGUAACCAGAUCGAGACGAGAAAAUUUUUUCGAAAAAAAACAAUUUUUCAAGGGUUUCCGGCUUCAUUAUGGCUUUUUAAUCCUUCAAAACUCGUUUUAGUUUGCUCUUGGUGAAUCGGUACUAGGGAUGCACGAGACUCGUUCUGAAACAUUUUUUUAAAAAUUUUCUUUAUUUGACCUUUUUCAAUCCCUUGAUUGGGAUCAUCAUUUCUUAUGCCACACUUUGGUUUUUCCUACACCCAACAUUAUAUCGUUCCUAUCUUGAAUUUUUUGGAAACCUUCCUAUAGUCCAUUCAGCGCCAGCUUGUCACGUUUUUCUUUCCGCCAAAAGGCCAGGUCAACUUUGACCAACUUCGCUUCAAGACCUUUGUUUCUUGCCGUUAUAAAAAGAUCUAAUUUGGUAUACGGUCUUUCUGGCGGAAAAAAAACGGGACAAGCUGGCGCGGAAUAGGCUAUAAAUUUCGAGAAAUUUCGUGCAAUCCUGAACCCUGGACCCAUUUUUUCACCUUUUUAAGCAAACUCUUUAUGAGUUAAGUUGAGCAAUCCUCCGCUAUGUGAGUUUUGUCUCGAGCAAAGUCGGAAUGGUGGAUAAUAACCGCUAAAAGGGAGAGGCUCGAAAAAGGCUGCAAAAAGGCCGCAAAAAGGCUGCAAAAAGGCAGCAAAAAAGCCGCAAAAAGGCUGCAAAAAGGCUGCAAAAAGGCCGCAGAAAGGCAGCAAAAAGGCAGCAAAAAGGCCGCAAAAAGGCCGCAAAAAGGCUGCAAAAAGGCAGUAAAAAGAGUCCCUUUAUCGAGCCUUCCAUUUUUUCGGGAUUUUGAAGGCUCAAGAAAUGGUGGAAAAAGGAAGCAAAAAGGGUGCAUAAGGGCCGAGAAAAUGGCUCAAAAGGGCAGCAAAAAAAAAGAAUUCUAUGGAGCUUUUUCCCACCCUUUCCGACUUUGCCUAUGGUACUUGCCCGAGUACGACUUCUUCGAAAAUAUAUUAUUCAAAAAGAAGCCUGUGCCUUUUUCAAGAACCUAUUUACGGCUGGCUUGAGCCUCAUCAAAGACCUGAAACGACUUUUCACUUAAUAAUACACCCGAUUUUUUGCAGGACUGCUUCUCGUUGGCCCACGAGGAGAAGAAGCACCCUUUCAUGCACAGCGGAAGUGGAUGUGUUUGGGGAACGGCGGAACGUUGGACGACUGUUGAAAGCAUCGUUAAGCUCCUCCGGGAGACCACGUUAUUCGAGGGGACCGAAGGCGAGGGCAAAAAACCCAAGUGGCUGAGGCAACUCGACGGCGGCCAUUCCAUGGGCAAAGAAGUUAGGGAAUCCUGAAGGGUUAAGAAGAAAGAUAUGAUCAGAUCGACCGGAUGGCCGACGAGAGAAGGAUGUUGAGUCGGUUCGGAGUCUGGCUCAUGGCUGCUCUCUGUCCGCCGACUGAGAACGCCGAGCCGGUGAGUUGGGAGGGACUGGACUCGGUCUUGGGAAGAGAGUUGAGCGGCUUGGGGUGGCCCGGGCUCUGUUCCUCGUAUUUGCGAAAAGCCUGCCCGGGCUUUGGCCCCUUAUUUUUGCUUUUUUAAGCGAAGUUGGGCGGCUUGGGCCGGCCCGAGCUUUUUUCCUCAUUUUCGCGUAAAAACCUGCUCGGACCUUGGGCCCUUAUUUUUGCUUUUUUAAGUAAAGUUGGGCAGCUUGGGCCCGCCCAGGCUCUUCUUUUUCUUCCGGGCACAAUGUUUCGUGUCCGCAAAAAAGCCUUCCCGCGCUUGGGCCCAUUAUUUCUGCUUUUUUAAGCGAAGUUGGGCAGCUUGGGCCGGUCCGAGCUCUGUGACUCGUUUCCGCGAAAAAGCCUGCCCGGACCUUGGGCCAUUAUUUUUGCUUUUUUAAGUUAAGUUGGGCAGCUUGGGCCGGCCCGGGCUCUUAAUCUUAAAUCACGAAUGGUGAAAUUUAUGGCUUUCGGGACUUUAUGGGACUUUUAGGGCUUGCUGUGGGAUUUAUUAGGGCCUCAAUAGAAGAUUAGUAAUCAUAAUGGCCUCCGGGACAUUAACUAGAACAUUUUCUCCGGGAAAAAAAGGAGAAUCUAAAAGCCCAGAGAGCAAUCGCCUACAUCAUGAGGAACGUGUUCGAAUGGUUUGCCACGACGGCCCUUCUCCCCAACGACAGCAUGGGCGCCAGCCUCGAACAACUCAAAACUGAGGUUGGAGAUGAACAGAAUCUUCAUAAUCAUUGGAAGUCUUUAGUUCGUCUGCGAUUGGAUCAACAUGGCGAUCAAGGUCCACAAUGACGUUUUCAUCAAAACGCUGUGUGGGGAGAGCGAAGAACCCGAUGGAAGGCCUCACAUUGAGCAGAUCAAGGAAGGUCUUGGAAGGUAUUGAGGAUUUUUUGGACUUAAUAAGGAAAAGCAGUUGUUAAAACGAAAAGAAAAUUGCAUAUUCCCGUCAAUGAAAAACUUUUGUAUGACUUGUCUGCGCUCUCUUUUCCCUCGCCGGCGAGGUCAGUGAGAGAGUUACGGAGGGAGAGAGGGCGCAGAGAAAUCAGACAAAAAACAAUUUUGCUUCAAUAUUCAACUUUUUUCCAAUAUCUAAAUUCCUACAAAGCUCAUUUUUGAAGCAAGUUUAGACAGUCUGACCUGUCUGCGCUCUCUUUUCUCUAGGCGACGAGGUCUUUGAACAAUGAGAGAGUUACUGGAGUAAAGAGGGCGCAGAGAAAUCAGACAAAGAAACAUUUUUUCUUCAAAAAUCAACUUUUUCCCAAUACCUAGUUACCUACAAAGCUCAUUUUUGAAUUGAAACCGUCUGUCCUGUCUGCGCCCUCUUCUCUCUAGUCAGUGAGGUCAUUGAAAAAUGAGAGAGAUACUGAGGGAGAGAGGGCGCAGAGAAAUCAGACAAAAAAACAACUUUGCUUCAACGAUAAACUUUUUCCAAUAUCUAAAUUCCUUCAAAGCUCUUUGUCACUAUUUUGAACAGUCUGACCUGUCUGCGCUCUCUUUUCCCUCGGCGGCGAGGUUCUUGAGGAAUGAGAGAGUUGCUGAGGAAAAGAGAGCACAGAGAAAACAGAAAACUUGCAUAUUUUCCUUUAAUAAAUAACUUUGAAGGAAAAAUUUCAUAUAACACCUUGAAAUUUCACAUAUAGUUCAUCUAUAGAUCAAUAGAUCAAGUUCCAUAGAUCAAAUCUAUUUUCCUCGUUUUUUUUUUUCUGUUAAAUACAUUCCUUGACUUUAAUUUUACGAUUUUUGAGCUGUUUUUUCAUGGCUCAUUUUUUGAUAGGGAUAUUAUAAAAUUAUUAAUUUAGAUUGCUGGCCCUGAUGCCCUACGACGUGGUCACUCUGGAGACUUGGGGAAAAGUCAUGCCGAUUUGGCUGCAGGUAAUUUUGAAUAUGUACUUUUGAGAGAUCAGCUUUUCACGGCGUUUUUUUUUACGAAGCCCCGCCCAUAUUUUUUUCCGUAAAGUGUAGUGUGUCGUGUGCAUACACUGCCGCGCUCUCGCACAUGCCGAAGUAGCUAAUUUCCGCGAAAUUCGGUAGAGUCUUUACUUUCUGUCGGCUAAUUUGAAUUUUGCAGUAUUUUUUUGAACACAGAACGUGCUUUAAAAAAAAGAAACGAAAAAUUGCGUUUUUUCGAAUGUGAAAUCGAUUCGUCUUAAGACCCAUUGAACAUGCGCCUUUAAUAUUUUCUGUUUUGAUGACGUCACAUGGGAACGGCGGAGAUUUUGACCACGCCCCCUUAAUUUUUGGUUUUCCAUUUUCUUCCAUUAACAAAAACGCCGGGAAGUCUAAAUUUUGGAAAAGCAAAGAUAACAAUCUAAAAAAACAUUUUUGAAUAUUUUUUUAAACAAUUUGAAAGCUGCUGAGUAGCUCAAGUUUCAUUAGAAAUAGAGCCCUUAUUUGAUUUUUUUUAGUCCUUCAAAAUGGAACUGACACUUCGGAAUAAAAGAUGAAACGGAAAUUAUCAUUCAUUAACGUUUCUUAAGAUAUAUAUUUAUAGAAAAACCGAUUUUCAAAAUUCUGCUUUCGUCGAAGAGUCAUGUCUUGAAGUUUUAAAAAAAAAACGGGACAAAUCCGGGCUUAAAAAAGAACAAAAUUUCAGUCGAUCGUGGAAAACUGCACGGAAGACCAUCAGCCGGAGCUCAAAGUUCUCCUUUGCAAGAUUUUUGAGCCCGAUCUGUGCCCGCUGCCCUUCGAGACGACCAAAGUUUUCGAUUUUAUCAAUUGUCGACUCGUUGGAGACGACUACAACGAGAUGUUCAACGCCUUGCAGUGGCUUCAUGUGAUUUUAUCAGGAAGAAAUAGGGAAAAAGACGUUUUUCUAGCAAUUGUCAAGACUGGACAUUUCGAUCAUGCUGCAAAUGAUUCUGGAUGAUUUCACGCAGUGUUUGACCAAGUGAGUUUUGGAGAAAUUGAACUAUAAAUCGAGAAAAAUCCAAAUGGCUUCAAAAAGAGUUUAAAUUUUUUUUAGAGUUCAAAAAAGAAAAAAUGGAAAAAAAUAGUGUUUUAAAAUUUUUGUAGUAAUCAGUUUCCUUUCCUAAAGUUUUCCAAAAAAACAAAAAAAUUUUUUUAAUUUGAUUGGAACUUCACUCAAAGCGUCCCAGGGCACCGUGAUCAUAAAAAAAAAAAGAAAAAAAGGUUUUUUUCUCGAAUUUUAGUCGAGUUAUAAAGCCUCAAAGUUUGAAUUCUGUCUUCAAAGUGGAGAAAAUAAAGAUUUUUAGUUUUUUUGGCUCUAUAAUUUAGUUAAGAACUAAUAGAAUUAACAUUUUUUGCUUCUUCUCGACUUUUAAGCUUGAAAGGAGAAGCUUGAAAGCUUUAUAAUUUUUUUUAACUUGCAAUAUUUUCGAGAAAAACCGGCAGCUCUUUUUUUCGUGUAAACUGAAAAUUUUCCGAAAAUGAAACCAAAAUUAUCUCUGACUCUCCAAAUUUUAAUUAUCUUUCACACUUUCUGACGAUUCUUAAGAACGUCAGAGUGGUCCCUAGAGGGCUUUAGGGUUAUUUUUUGUUGUAGCUAUUUAAGAAGAAGUAUUUCCAUGCGAAAAGCUGAAGAAAAGAACUUUUUUGUGAGCUAUAUUUUGUCCCCUUCAGGGACUGUUCUCUUAACCCUUCUAGGGACCACUCUGGCAUUCCUAAGGUUGUUCUGAAAUCAGAUGAAAGCCAACUUUCAGACUGAAAACGAUCUACAUCCCGCCGCUGGCCGACAACGACCUGGAGGAAGAGGAAAUGUCGGUCCACGUGGUUCUGAUCGACGUCGUCGUGCUGCAGUUGCGGCUCAACGACGUCGAACGCAACAUCUCGACGACGGUCAUGGACAAGAUCUUCGAGUGCAUCCAACUCCUUCUGAGCGUCCCCAUCCGAGCCUCGCCUCACCAAUGUCACAACCCGGAACUCGACGGAUUCGCCGAUUGCUCACGUGAGAAGAGAUUUUACUCAGGCAAAUCUUGGGGAGGUGUUCGGACGCUUCUACUUUCGGUGCCUUCUCGGGCAAAGUCGGAGUGGUGGAUAAUGGCCUCUAAAAGGGAGAGGCGCAAAAAGGCAAAAAAGAGAGUCCCUUUAUCGAGCCUUUCCACCUUUCUGGGAUUUCAAAGGCUCCAGCGAUGAUGGAAAAAGGGAGAGGCAGCAAAAUUGGUGCAUAAGGACCGAGAAAAUGGCGCAAAAAGGGAGCAAAAAGGAAGCUGUCACCCUAAAAGGAGCAUUUCUAUGGAGCCUUUUUCCACCCUUUGCCUAUGUUGGAUGGUAUUUUGAAGCUUUUCAGCAAGUGGUCAAACACCUUUUAGUUACAUGCCAGAAGCCUGCUGGAAGCCUGUUGGAAGCCUGCUGGCAGCUUGUUGGAAGCCUGCUGGAAGCCGGCUGGAAGCCUGUUGAAAGCCUGCUGAAUGCCUGUUAGAAGUCUGCUGAAAGCCUGUUGGAAGCCUGCUUGAAACCUGCUGGAAGCUUGCUUGAAAGCUUCUGGCAGGCAGUCCAGAAUUUUAAAUUUCUUGUUUUUUAGUAACCUUCUAAAUACUUUCUGAAUGCAUUCCGAAGGCUUUUUCGUGAUCAUCUAGCUUCUAUUUACCUUCAAACGGACUUCCGAUUACCUUCCCGACACCUUCCCAGCAUUUUUCUGAAUUUUAAUUAGGAUAAUAAUGGUUUCAUUCACUGCACUGAUGAAAAAUAAGUCGAGAUGUUGUAUGAGCUCUUCUUUCCACCCGAAAAGUAAAAUUAUCGUCCUCGUGACAAAGAGAAGAAAGGAAUAAUGUUUUUUGCUGUGCAGCUUGUCAACAAGCGGCCUUCGUCCAACAGAUGAUCAUGCAGGUCACGCAAUCCUUGUGUCCGAAACGGGAAGUCGCAAUUGUGGUGAGUAGAGAAAUUUUGUCAUUUGGGGGGACUUGUCUAGAAUGAAAAAAAAUUUCAUUGAAAAAGGGUCCGAAUAGUAAUUUCGAAAGUUUACGUUGAAAUUUGAAACAAUAAUUGAGCUAGGAAUUGAAAUAUAGACAAUCUUUCACGACUUUAAAGGCGAGAAAUCGAGUUUCCCGCCAAAAAGCCGCGUCGCGUCCGCAACGCGUCACUCUUGCUAAUCUACUUAUCUUGCUUUUCAAAUCGGGGAAAUUUUUUUGUUGAAAAAAUAAACCCAGUUUUUUUAGUCUGAAAACUUGAACCCAAAAAACGCAGAAAAAUCGGUUGCUCUAUAUAUCGUAUCAUUAAGGGGAAAUUUCGAAGAAUAAAUAAAUACUAUAAGUAGCUCACUUGAAACGGUGUUGCGAUAUAGCCGGCUCACGGCUAACCUAAGGGGGCGGGGCCUGUCUGCGCACUCCACCAAACUGGCGCUGUCUCUUUUUUUUAUCGCAUCCAUUUUUCGAUGGCUCAAGCCAGCUGUGAAUCAGCUGUAAGAUUGUCUUCUAUUUACGAAGGUUACUGUAGGUGAAACUCCGCAUUCUGAGUUGUUAAGUGUAUGCACUUGCUUUUUAUUUUUCAAUUUCUAAGGUGUGUUUUAUUUGUUUCCCGUCGUUAUAAGCCAUUUCAAAAAAAAUCAAAAAUUCAAAAAAAAAAAAGUGCAAACACAGAAAGGCUCAGAAUGCAGAAUUUCACAUACCGUACUCCGAGGAAAUAUAAAAAUCGCUGUCGUAACCGAAUUAAAACGCCAAGUUCAGACAACGGAAGAAGACGUCGUCUACGAGGACCACAGCACGCCGACCGAAAGAGCCAGCUCGAUCCUGUCGCCCCUGACGGCGCCCGGCAGCAAAGGAGGAACUCCAGCAGCUCCCAACAAACAUUUCACGCCCAACGACCUGCCCACCCAGAUCUGCUUCGUUCAAACGGCCACCGUCGAAGAGGAACAGGACGACGAGUUCGUCGACAUCCUGCCCACGGAACAGGUCUUGGAACGGAGAAGGAUUGUUGGACAGAGAGGUGUUUUAGGUGGAGAUCGCGAUGGCUCAGGCCGUUACUCUGACCGAUUCGGAUGUCGGCAUGGAGAUGGGCAAUGUCGUUACUAGUACUACGGUUCAUGAUGUCAAGGUAGAGUUCUCAAAGGGUUCCCUGGGCAUCUACGGGGACAUACGCGGGCAGGAUCCUACCCCAGCUUUUUGACGAAUUCGAAAAUUUAUACCGCGUUUUUCGGCUAGUAGGCAUCCGCGCCGGGACACGGUAUUCCUAAUGGGAUGAGGGUGAGCGUCAAAGUUUCUGAAUUUACAAAAAAAAAAAGUAAGUGCGCGCUCCGGAUAAAAAGAAUGGGACGUCACAGCUACCUAUUGCCAUGUUCAAUUUGAUUUCGCGAAAUUCAUAAUGAUCUCUGACUCUCCAAAAUCUAGUGAUCUUUUCCUUUCUCUAACGGGUAUUUUGCAUUUCGCGGAAUCAAAUUGAACACGGCAUAUCAUUUCAAAUUAAACUUAGUAUUCAACGGCAGGACGAAUACAUUUGGCUGCGUAAUUGAGAUUUCAAAUUUCGCGCCAAAUCUUUUUUGACGUUCACCGCAACUUUUGCAGUGUCUGCGUCUCUCUGUUCCCUCACCGGCGAGGUCAGAGAAACAAGAAAAUAGCACGUUAAAAUAAGAGGGUCGCUCAGAGACGAGGAGGGUGCAGAGAAAUUUAAUGGACCAUGAAAUCCAUAGAAUUUUUGAGAACAGUUUUUGUGAAGACCCUGUUGAAAUUGCACAAAGAAGGCUAAAAAAAUUAUUAUUCUAAUUAUUUUUCUAAAUUUGUUGACUCUAGUUGCUCACUUUAAGAUAGAAUUGUGCUGAAAAAUCAGUUUCCUAAAAAAAUUUUCCAGUAUUUUUUUGAAUUUUAGUCACAUGAAAAUGAAGUUCAAAAAAAUAUUUUGCAUAGUUUUUCUAGCCAAAGAAAAAAAUUUUUGACUAGAAAAACUAUGCGAAAUAUUUUUCUAGUCAGAGAAAAUGAUUUAUUCUUGCUUGAAAUCUCCUUUUUUCCCUAAUAUUGUGCAUCGGCUGAAGAAAGAGGUGAAUAUUUGCUCCAUGGAGAAGGAUACGCAAUCUGACGCGCCCCGGAACAUUUCUGACCUUUUAGUGAGCACUUAAGAGUUUUUACGCCGCGAAAGGGAUCUCUAGAAAUGCUCGGAAACGUCCGCGGCGUUGAUCCGAGAUUUUUCAAAAUAUUAAUUUUCCAGGGCCUCGGAACUCCUCAAACACCUCAACCGAAGACCAACACUCCGGAUUUUUGGCAAACUUCUGUUGGCCGUUUCAGAUUUUCUCUGGAUCAGCUACCGGCUCAACUGAAAAUGAUCUAUUCUCUGCUUGGGGUACCAAAAUUGAUUUUUAAAAUCGAGUGAGUCUGUAUUUUAAGAGUCUGGACAAUGCCGAAGAGCCGGACGUCGAGUUUUUCUGCAUGUCGACGCUGAAACUGUUGUGUCUUCAUUGUGAAACGCUCAGCAAUGCGAGGAGGGAGCAUCGGGGAUUUUUGAUUUGGAUCCAGGUCCGAAAUCAUUGCUGGACAUGAAAAAGAGGAGAAAAAAUCGAAAAUUUGAUCCAUUCAAGACCCAUUUUAACAUCAAAAAGUCGAUUUUUGAAGAGUUUUAUACAAUUUUUAUGCACGUUUUGAAUAUUUCUAACGAAAGUUCACUUUACUUAUUCGUCUUUCCACUGUGUUCUCGAGAAGGCGGCAGAUUUGAUCGGUGGGCGUGGCUUACUGCAAGUUGCGGCGCGGUAUAUUGCAAUAGGGGCGCGGUUUAUUGCAAGUUGCGGCGCGGUGAUGAAAGCCGACUCUUGCGAAUUUGGGAAACUAAGAAAACCUUUAGUGGUCACUUUGGGGCUUUGACGUUUUAGUGGAUACUAUAGUAGACAAAUUUUUGGCCUCUUUAGUGGUUACAAUUAAGUGACCACUUAAGAUUUCUAGGCGGAGUUUGAGCGACGACUUGACAUUCAAAAUUUACUGUAAAUCAACUCUAUGGAGUUAUACGACUUAGUGGGCACUAUAGUGGUUUUUUAUGGUCUAGCAGUACCACUUGGACUUCUAAAGAAGUCGCUAAUUUUUAACCACUUGAGGGACCACUAAUGCGACUACUAAAGCGGCAACUAAAACGUCAUAACCCUCAAGUGGCCACUAAAAAUCGACUACUAUAGCGACCAAUAUUACGUCAAAACCCUCAAGUGGCCAUUAAAAAUCGACUACUAUAGCGGCUACUAAAACGUCCAAACCCUAAAGUAGACACUCAAAAUUUUUCGGACCGCACUCCCCUGUUUUAAAACACUGUGCCCUUUUCCAUCCUAGUAAUGAACUUGAAAAAAAAAUCCCCUCAAACGAGGAUUUCCAGGAAAACAUGAUGGUGCCAAAGCUAUGGGCCCGUCUGAGAUCAGACUACAUACAAGUCGGUGAACUGGCCACUCAUCUUUUGCUCCAUUCGAUCACCCUGCCCUGCGGCGAGGAAAUGUUCUGGAAGGUCGUUCAUCGCGAUUUCACCAGCCAACAGUGGAACGUCCGAUUUGAUGCAGGUCUCGGAAAAAAUGGCCUUAUUUUACUUGGAAGUUAAAGCACCUACUAGUUAGGACAUCAAAGUGCUCACUCUAGGGUUUUUUUUUUUGGAAAAACUCCUUUAAUGGACUCCCUAGAUAGCUUAAGUUUAGGCGGUCCCUAUAGGAAGCUCCUGAAGCAAAAGUGGUUUACUAUUUUCGCCUAGGAAAUCCAGAGUGGUCCCUAGAGGGGCAGCUACCAUGACUAGUUGGAAUUUACAGAGUGGCCCCUAUAGGGUUUCCCUCAGAAGACCGCCUUACGUUCCUUUAUAAGGGCCACUUUUACAGCUUUAUUCCCCCCUGCAGAGGUUUCAGUUAGUGUCCCCUGUAGGGGCUUCAGUUAGUGGUCUCUAGAGAUAUUUUUGUUCUGAUAAAUAAUCGUUAGUUGAAUGGUGAAUAUGAACAGUGAAAAAAAAUUGACCCCUAUAGGGGUCACUCAAAUUUUAGGAGCUUAAAAGUCAGACCUUAAACCCUUGAAGGGGCCACUUGAACAUUACUCCUGUAGGGACCCCUAUUUCGUCUUUUAUAAGGGCUGUUUUCACCACCCCUCCAGAGACCGCUCUGGCGUUAUAGGAGUUUAGGCUCAAGCUUAAGUGGUCCCUAUAGGGAUCAGAAUGCAGAAAAACUUGUAGGGACCACUAGCAACUCCCCUAAAGCGGCCACUGACUAGUACCCCUGGAGUGGUCACUUUUGCAAGUUUUAGUGGUCCCUAUAGGGAAGGUAAGACGGUGGGGAACCUACAAUGGCCCCUUUCUCAUUCCUAAAGAAAAAGAAUGAUUCUAAAUUUUUAUUCCAGUUGGAAAAGCCUACGUGAUGGCUCACAUGAUGAAGACAGCUCCAGUCAAGGCCAACAAAGUUUGAUUUUUCCCCAAAAUCCCAAAAUCCCAUUUUUACCGUCUCAGGUGGUUCAAACCUCCCUUGGCGCCCUAUUUUAUCAUUUUGUCGCUUCUUUACACGAUCCGAACCCGUCAGUUGCUCAGAGAGCCAUUAUUGCCCUCCGAGCGAUGCCCAGCCACACCUUAAAGGUUUCCCGGACGCUUUUAUAGUACGAACGUUUUUAUUUUAGCUCAUUUGCCUCUGUUUUGAGUCGCAAUUCGAUUCCUGUAUCAUUGAUCGACCUCUUCUGAUCGGCGCGAUCAGUAUGUUGGCCACGCUUUUGCCUGAUCAAACUACACUCACUUUCGACUUCUUCAUUCAGGUAGUCAAAGUGUAGAAUUCGAAAAAGAAGGUUUUUCAGAGAUUUGAAACUUUGGUCCUGGAGAGUCAACUGAGCAGCCAAUCCGAAGAAACCACGUUUGUCCAGGGUGAGCUUUUUCCCUUUUAGGGACCACUUUAUUAACCCCUAUAGGGGCCACUCAAGCUCGCAAAAGUGGUCCCUGUAGGGGCUUUAUAGUGGCCCUUAUGGGGGAGAUGCUAGAUGAAGAUAAAUCGAUGUUUUUCAUUUUCAAUCCUUUGUGAGGUACGCGCAUUAUCUAAAUUACGCUAAAUGACUUUUUUUUAUUCUCUUGAAACGGUAAAUUGUGUUUUCUUUCUCAUUUUUGCUUUUCCCCAAUUUUUGUGACCUUACAUUCCAAUAAUUCAAAAUUGUGUAGAUUUACGGAGUUAAUUUUUACGGAGGUAGAUUUACGAAUUCAAAUCUAAACAGUUUGACACCGAAAUCCUCAGAUCUGAUGCACACGGACCCGAUGAGCGACCUCUACCAGCGGAAAGUGACAAAAGCGAGAUCGGCCAUCGAAAACGCGACCACGGCCAGGUCAAUCGUCAAGCAUCUCAGGCAGUUCGAAGGCCUCAAACAUCAGCUCGUUCAUUUACCGUCAGACCCAGGUUGGUCCCCUCCUCCGGAUCGGUUUUUCUAACGAGGGAGCUUUUUUCGGCCCCCCGGUUGAACUUUUGAUGAGCUUUAGGGCCUCUUUAUCCCAGAACUUAAAAAGUUCCCAUUCGAACUUUUUCAAAUUAAUACAUGCGUUCAAAAGCAUACAUGCGCCAGACAACUCUUUAAUAGCGACUUCAUGGCGCGCGUUCCCCGAAAAUUGGCGCACACUCCCCAAAAAUUGGCGCACACCCCCCAAAAAUUGGCGCAAACACCCCAAAAAUUGGCGCACACCCCCUGAAAAAUUGCGAUCGUUUGCUUCUUUUUAUCGAUUUCAUCUAGAUGUUUUCAAUGGUUAGAACAUUUUCUAAAAUUUUGCUUCCUGUUCGGGAAUGAGGCUCACAAGUCGCAUCAAAAGUCAAACCGGAGACUGGAAAAAGUUCUGAAUUUUUCUUUUGGUUUUCGGAGUUUUAUUUUUUGAGUUAUCACACCAACUAACCCUUUUUAUCGACCAACUAACCAGAAGCUUUGAAAUUUUUCUCCUUUGUUUCAAAAGUUGAAGUAGUUUAUUCGUAUAAAAAAAGAAUGGGAAAGCUUUUAAAAAAAACUGACAAAUUGAGGAAAAUCAGAAAAUGAGAGGAUUUAGCUUGAAAAUCGAUUAUUCUUACUAGUUAGAACAAAAAAAUUUGAAAAAAAGAGUGAAGCUCAUUAGUUUCUCUUGGGAAAAACGUGCUCUAUCGCGCUUUUUUUGACAGAAUAAUAAACUAAUUAGGGGCGUGGCCAGCUAAUCAGGAGACCUCGGUAUUUUUGUUCGCCGGAGCAUCUUUUUCCCGAGAUUUUCGAGCUUCAUUCUUUUAAUUUUUGUUUUUCAGACUUUAUAACUCAAAUUGUUUUUUUGUUAAAUGUGAUUAGCCAAAAUUAUAAAUUUCGAGCAAUUUAACACGGAUUUUUCAAUACUAACGGUUUUUUUUUUGUUAAAUAUUUCAGCGACCCCAAUAUUCUACUUCUGGCAAUGUCUUUCCACUAAUUCUUCACUUUUCUUUCCUGUUUUUGAAAUUUCAAAAAAAAUCUUGAGAUAUUUGUAAAUUUCCCAGGCAGUCUGUAGUUAUUGCGUGGCUUCAAGUGUGUGUCUUUCCCGCAAUUUCAUGUCAAGGUUAUUUUAUUUUGUGGUUGGGAAUUUUGGGAAUUAGCCAGAAUACUCCUGGAUGUACCAAAAAGAUAUUCUGGAUGUCCCAAGCUGCCCAACUUCCUAGUUUUCGAUAAAUGAGGGCUCAAAGCCCGAAAAUGGCCCAUUUUGAGGGAUUUUCAUGGUUUUUUCGACUUUAAAGUGUCCUUUUUCAAUAACCUGGAGAAAAUUUUUAGUGGCCACUAUAGGGUUUCAACGUUUUAGUGGCCACUAUGGUAGUCAAAUUAAUGACCACUUAAGGGGUUUAACAUUGGUGGCCACUAUAGAGGUCUGUGCUACUAGACCACUGAAAAUUUUAGUGGCCACUUUAGGGGUCAAUGGAUCGACAUAACUGGUCCAAUCUGUUUGUUUUUAAAUUAUCAGAGUUACUGGAUGAAAAACUACUGUAGUGGCUACUAAAUAGAGAACCUCUAUAGGGGCCACAAAAACGGAAAAUAGUGGUCACUAUAGAGGUGAAUUUAGUGGCCACUUUAGCGUCCUCUCCAAGUAGUCUUUGGCGAGCCUCUAUAGUGGCCACUAAAAAUUUUUCAGGUUGAGACUUUCAGAAUACAACUUUGGUACAUCAGGAAGUGUCCCGGCGAAUUUUCAAAAAAUUCCCAACCAUAAAAUUUAAAUGACCGUCCUUGUUGGAGAGGGAAAAAUUCAGGAAAAUGAAGAUUUUAGUGACGUCGUUGUUGAUUUUCCCCCUACAGUUAUUUCACUUUGAAACCAAGAUUUUUCCCCUUUGUGUUUCGUGUUAAAAUAGAUUUGCAGUGGAACUACCCAAUUUUCCAUUGUUUUUUCCCUUUUUGGAGGUUUUGAGGGUGAUUUUUGAGUGUAGAAACGUCCCAAGAUCUUUGUGAGAAGUUUUUUUCCCGAAAAUUGGAUCUAGAAACAUUUUUCGCGUUUUUAUAGACGCUUGGGCUGCAAUUUGAGAGAAAAGAGAAAAUGAUCGACUUUUUCAAGAAAAAAAUCGAGAAAAAAAUUUUUUUGGAAGUUUUUUUGGAGAUUUUUUUGAGCAGUUCUUCUUUUUUUGGGCUCUUAGAUUAUUUUUUUCUAAAAAAAUAUAGAUUUAAAAAUUUUUUUGAAGAUUUAUCCAGAAAAAAAUUUUUUUCGAUAGCUGAUUAUUACUACGCAUAACUGCUCCACGGACAAAAAAAUUUUGAAUCCUAAUUUUUUUAAAGGAAUUCUUCUUUCAUUUAUACCGGGCUCGUGGGUUAGAUGGGGCGGGCCAGCCCGGCUUGGGCCUGUGCGGGCUUGGGCCAUUAAUAACAGAGAAAAAAAAGCAAAAAUCGUGAUUUCGGUCGCGAAAAAAGUCUUCUCUAAGAACAUUUUCACGCGUCUGGCCAGACCGGAUGAUUUUUUUUGAGGGCCGGGUCGGGUUAAGGAAGUGACCGGGAGACUGACGGGCUGGCCCUCUUACAUCCCUGAUAUUUGCAAUAAUAACAAGCUCCGCCCACUUGUCACCCUCAAGAACCGUAUCCAAUCGAAAACCUCCCCCCUCGUUUCCCUCAGUGAUAAGCCUGUCGCCGUCGCGACUUCCGCGUUGGCGACGUCGCGGACGACUUUCCGAAGCGGCCAUCUCCUGUCGCGUCAAGAUUCUGAAGGUCGUGACGAUGGUUCGCGUCGUGAAUCGGUGGCGCGAAAUGGCGGCCGACGUGGCGCUCGGCGCCGCGUCUCUCGUCUCCCUGAUGACGUCAUCGACGGGCGUCGCGCUCCCAUGUAG